GUGCACCUGUAUUUUGUCUUCGCUAAUUGCUCUUAUCUAUAUAUAGUACGUGAAAGAGGUUCCGAUAACUCUCAGCUUAAAAUAACGUAAAUUUUUAACAAUGCAAAUUUUAGCAGUUAGCUACCUCAGCUCUAUCCAAGAACUGUCAUUGUGUAAGCAGGCAUCUGUUUCAAUAUGGUUAUCACUACCACUCUAUUUGAAAAUUCUAGUGAUGAAUGCUUAAGUUUCCUUUGAAAACAGACAGGCAUCAAAUUGUCUCGUGAUAAUGGUUGCUUGUGUCACUAAUUGCUUGCACAGACUAUCAAGACGGUGAAUUACCUAACUUUUCUUAGAAAUAUUAUAGAUACUAGACCAAAGGUGGUCCUAUCCUAGGGUGACUCAAUUGCUGACGGACAGAUCCUAGGCUAAAUUAGCCGUAGUUUAGGUAACAAAGAGGGAAAAAAUGAAUAACAGUGCCGUGGCAAUUGGAGACAAGCUGGCUCUCAGAGGAUACUUCGGCGUUGUAGAUUAUGUCAUCUUGGUGGGGGUCCUUUUGGGAUCACUCAUCGUGGGACUUACCACAGGAUUGCGCAAGACGACAGGCACACGCGAGUUCUUGACUGGUGGACGGGACAUGAAUCCCAUCGCUGUCUGUCUCUCUUUGCUUGGUGGGGUCAUCUCAGCUAUAUCGGUUCAAGGGAACUCCACAGAGAUGUACUUGUAUGGGUCGCAGCUUUGGAUGAAUAUUCUGGGCUGCCUCUGGGGCACCUUCGUCGUGAUGUUCUUCACAUUGCCGGUGCUCUACCCGCUCAACCUGGUGUCCAUGUGUCAGUACCUAGAAUUACGCUUCGACUCGCCUCUGCUGAAAAAACUAGGUUCCUUGGUGCAGAUAGUGAACUCCAUCAUGUACCUGGGGGUAUGUCUAUACGCCCCGUCUCUCACCUUGAGCUCUGCCAUUGGCAUUCCGAUGUCUAUGUCUCUUCUGGUAUUUGGGUCUAUAUGCGGUAUCUACAUCACCCUGGGCGGUGUGCGCGCAGUCAUCUACACAGACGUGGUACAAACCGUCAUGAUGUUCGUGGGAGUCAUCGCCGUGGUGACGCAGGUUCUAAUUGACUUGGGCGGUUUUUCCAGAGUCUGGGAAAUCGCUGAGAAAGGAGGGCGGCUGGAAUUCUUCAACUUGGAUACGAAUCCUUUGGUACGUCAUACCUUCUGGUCUGUGCAAGUUUUGGGAAUGUACUUCGUGACAAGCGUUGUGGGCAUUUCUCAACCUCAGUUCCAGAGGCUUUCUUCUGUCAGGUCACUGAGGAUCUCCCAAGGACUGUGCGUCGCCUUCUUCAUAGGACUAACCAUUUUAUGGUCGUCGUUCUACUUCUCUGGACUCGUGGCCUAUGCGGCUUAUGCGGACUGUGACCCAAUUGAGAGCGGAAAGAUUGAGAAACCGGACCAGAUCAUGGCCUACAUGGUAGGCGACAAGUUGUCCCAUCUGACCGGGAUGGUGGGGCUCUUCGUGGCUGCUGUCGCUGGUGCCCUCUUGAGCUCCCUCUCGUCCCAAGCCAACGCUAUGGUCGUCUUGAUAUGGGAAGACUUUUUGAGCAGUUGGUGGAUCUUUGCUAAAAUGACUCAAGAAACGGCCACGAGAAUGACCAAAUUUCUGUCGGCCGGGAUGGUGCUCCUAGCUAUUGGGUCCGCUCUGCUGGUGGCUCAGUUGGGGACGUUAUUCCAGGCGGCUUAUAGCAUCUCAGGGGCCAUCAUUGGGCCCUUUGAUGGCCUUUUCAUUACGGCCAUUGGGGCUCCGUGGGUCAAUGCUAAGGGUGCCAUCAGCGGCUUCUCCGUGGCAGUGGCCUUCAACUUGUGGCUCAUCAUAGGAAAGUUCUACUAUGGAGCCGGGAAGGGCGACAAACUUCCCCUCUCUACUGCAGGGUGCCCGAUGGAGGAGGUCCUUUUGCGCAGCCCUUAUAAUGUGUCCCACUUCGAAGGCACUUUGUCACUGGGCAUCCCUACAACGACUGCGCUUCCUUUCAAUGAGAUGCUUGAGAUGAAGCCAAGCAACGACUACUUGCCCAUCUACGACCUCUCCUAUUGCUACCUGGGCACUGUGGGCAUCAUCAUCGUCCUCGUCGUCUCUUCCAUCGUUUCGUUCAUCACAGGGCCCACAAAGCCAUCGGAUGUAGACCUCCGUCUGGUGAACCUGAGAUGCUUCAGGAUCUACUGCAAACUUUACGGGCACAAGGCUGACUCCACGGAACUCUUGAGCAUCAAAGCCCAACCACAGGACUUCGAAGGCCCCAAGACCUUGGGAGAUCCCGAGAACCAGUGGCAGGGAGCAGAUGACAACGUUGUACGGGAUGGCAAGAUAAUAGCCAGCGGAUUCGUCGAUUGCACAGAAGGUGCCGAAACCCGUGAAAAAUCAGACGACCUUCAGAGAUGAGGUUUUGAUGUGCACAAAGAAUGACUUCUGAGAGGGUGAGGGGGAUAUCGAUAUAGUGAACGCUUCCACCCAAGCUGGGUGAGGAAUGACUUACUCGAGAAAUUCUCGUUAUUUCUAGUUAUACUUUACUUUAUAUAUAGAUAUAGGUGUAUGUUUCAUCAUUUUGUUUAUUGUUAAACUUUCUUUACCGACACACGGCUGCAGCCCAUAAUAGUCGGCUGGCCAUUAGGGACAUUAUUCACUCCAUAGUUCAAUAAAAGCGCUGUGUGCUCAGGGAAGGUAGCCGCACCGUUCGCUCCGCACGUGAGGAAACCACAGACAAGGCAACUGAGUUCCAGGCACCGAAACCAAAGGAAUAAACGAAAAAAAGACAUACUUGCAGUGUACAAUGCCUUUGGACUGUGAAUGACGGGUGAUAUAUUCUUACUAUACAGUAUUGGUUUUUCGGUCGCAUCAUUCCCCGUUGCAUUUUGCACCAGAUUGAAACAACCCCUCCCCACACGUGCACACACG
Messenger RNA from Macrobrachium nipponense, 2920 nucleotides. RefSeq names its product sodium-coupled monocarboxylate transporter 1-like. Bases 443 to 2407 code for a protein of 654 amino acids. The record is from RefSeq and is a predicted model, not a curated record. Gene Ontology annotation, molecular function: symporter activity. The transcript is spliced from 12 exons. Gene Ontology annotation, cellular component: membrane. Gene Ontology annotation, biological process: transmembrane transport; sodium ion transport. Lineage: Eukaryota; Metazoa; Arthropoda; Malacostraca; Decapoda; Palaemonidae.